Desarmillaria tabescens is the source of this 330-nucleotide messenger RNA. RefSeq lists its product as uncharacterized. The transcript has a single exon. The record is from RefSeq and is a predicted model, not a curated record. NCBI's taxonomy places the organism in Eukaryota, Fungi, Basidiomycota, Agaricomycetes, Agaricales, Physalacriaceae. The annotation marks the transcript as partial.
CUUCAGCAGCACGUCCGACUAACCGGGCUGGGGUGCGACGCGUUCAAGGAGACGACAGAUACCAUUCUGGAAGCACAACUCAUCUUCGAGAGGCAAUUACAAGCAGGUGUAUUCGAGAAGUGGACGCCCGAUAACACAGACGACUUUCUAGGCAUAGACAUUAGUAACCGUUAUCUCGAAAACAGGAAGUCAUAUCCUCAAGAGGAAGCUGCUUUUGAAAAAGGGGUCGAUCCUCGAGAUAUCCUAGCGACAGCAUGCAGCAAGAGGAAUCUGAUCCAUACUGAAGACAACAAGGUCAGAUUUUACACGAGCGCAAUAGACGAAGGAGAG